CCCAAAGGGUGGAAGAUGCUGGGCAAGGCCACCCUGCUCCUGUUCCUGCAUUUAGUCACGUGCUCCAUCUCCUCUCCUCUCUACCCAGCUCUCAGGUACAGUCCAGAGCCAGUUACUAGCAAGGCCGUGAACUUCCAGCUACAGCACAGCAGCCCACUGCAGAGCCAUAACCUCUCGGCGGAGGAACAGGAGGAGGAGGGUUUGUUAACAGAUCCCACUGAGAAAAGGAUGCAACGCCACGCUGAUGCCAUAUUCACCGACAACUACCGGAAAUUCCUGGGGCAGAUUUCCGCCCGCAAAUUCUUACAGACCAUCAUUGGCAAGCGGCUUGGAAGCAGUGAGAGCAGCCCAGGAGAAGGGGUGCACGAGUUUCUGACAAGGCGCCAGUCCGACAGCAUCCUGAUGGACAGCCGCUACCACCAACAGAUGGUACUACGGGACUUCCUGGGAGCUGUUCUGCAGAAUCAAAGGCCUCAGGACAUCAACAGCAGUCGGUUAGAAGGCUUUCCCAGCACCCUGGCUAAGCUCAUGUAAAUAUUUCUCCCUUUUUCAUCUCCCCAUGCUCUGGUGAGUACCAUUCCCUGCUCAAUUCUGUACAUAACAUGCACUGCUCAAGCAGUUUGAAGGCUCUCCUUCAGCAAAGCCAACUCCCACUACUGUCCAUGGGUGCUUGCUGCAGUUUAAGGGGAAAAAAAUUCCCAAUCAGUUUUGUCAAGUACCUAAAGUCCCAUUAGUCUGAACCGAUGGACCAUAGGUGUUGCAAAACCGCAUGUGGAUGUCUAGGAACAGGCUUGCAGCGACCAAGAGCAGCCUUGUAAAGCUAUCUGAGACUGUGUGCCCGAGUGUCUAAGCUAGGCUAAAGGCAGACAAGUCUUCCUCCAGGAGCAAAACCUGCCUCUAGAUCCCUGGGACG
This is a messenger RNA of Egretta garzetta (little egret), 913 nucleotides long. It is a transcript of the gene GHRH, whose product is annotated as growth hormone releasing hormone. The record is from RefSeq and is a predicted model, not a curated record. Gene Ontology annotation, cellular component: terminal bouton; perikaryon; extracellular region. Gene Ontology annotation, molecular function: growth hormone-releasing hormone activity; peptide hormone receptor binding; growth hormone-releasing hormone receptor binding. NCBI's taxonomy places the organism in Eukaryota, Metazoa, Chordata, Aves, Pelecaniformes, Ardeidae. Bases 16 to 534 code for a protein of 172 amino acids. Gene Ontology annotation, biological process: growth hormone secretion; adenylate cyclase-activating G protein-coupled receptor signaling pathway; positive regulation of cell population proliferation. The transcript has 5 exons.